GGUCUCCUCUCCCGGACUUGCAGGAGCAGUUCAGCCCUCCCGAGAUUGCGCCGCCACUGCUGGUGAAGCUGGUGGAAGCUAUUGAGAAGAAAGGGUUAGACAGCGAGAUGUUGUACAGGACAUCUGGCUCCGAACUGAGGCAAGCGCUGAGAACCGAUUGGACCCUGGGCGACCUGGAGCCCUUCGACGUGCACUCCCUGGGCGAGGCGCCGCCGGUGUCAGCGCACGGAGACAUCCUUCGCGUCCUGCAGGAGAUCCCCCAGCCGGAGAAUUGCCGGAAGCAGCUGCUGCUGGCCCUGGAGUCGCCUGCGGUCCCGCUCCAGAACACGCUUACCCUGCAGUUCCUGCUCCGGCAUCUGGGGAAGGUAUCGCAGCAGGCCGAGAGCAACAGCCUCCACCCUCGGGCCCUGGGAGAGAUCUUCGGCCCCCUUCUCCUGCGGCUGCCUGGCGCCAGCCCAGAGCUGAGCCCUGACUUCUCCGUGCUGUUUCUGGAGAUACUUCUGCAGAUGAAGGAGUUGGAGCCGGAACAGUUGCCUCCAGCCUUGCCUCCAAAACCGCCUAAGCCAAAGCCCAGUGCAGCCAGCCUGGCCAACGGGAACAGCGUGCCCUUGCAGGAUGCCGAGUGGUACUGGGGUGACAUUUCCCGGGAGGAGGUGAACGAGAAGCUACGGGAUACGCCGGAUGGUACCUUCUUGGUGCGCGAUGCCUCCAGCAAGAUCCAGGGGGAGUACACGCUCACGCUCAGGAAGGGAGGCAAUAACAAGCUGAUCAAGAUCUUUCACCGGGAAGGGAAGUAUGGCUUCUCAGAGCCUCUGACUUUCGGCUCGGUGGUGGAACUCAUCACCCAUUACCGGCACGAGUCGCUUGCCCAGUACAAUGCCAAGCUGGACACCAGGCUGCUCUACCCCAUCUCCAAGUACCAACAGGACCAAGUGGUGAAAGAGGACAGCGUGGAAGCCGUUGGGGAGCAGCUGAAGGUCUAUCACCAGCAGUACCAGGACAAGAGCUGGGAGUACGACCUGCUGUAUGAGGAGUACACGCGCACUUCCCAGGAGCUGCAGAUGAAGAGGACAGCAAUCGAGGCCUUCAACGAGACGAUCAAGAUCUUUGAGGAGCAGUGUCAGACGCAGGAGAAAUGCAGCAAGGAGUACAUCGAGCGCUUCCGCCGGGAGGGCAACGAGAAGGAGGUGCAACGGAUCCUUAUGAACUCGGAGAAGCUCAAGUCUCGCAUCACGGAGAUCCACCUGCGCAAACUGCGGGCUCAGUAUUGGGUGUGGCUGACGCAGAAGGGGUACUCCAUGAUGGAUGACGAGGAGGAGCUGCCCCACCACGAGGAGCGGACGUGGUACGUGGGGAAGAUCAACCGCUUGCAGGCAGAAGAGAUGCUGUGCGGCAAGCGGGACGGCACCUUCCUGAUCCGCGAGAGCAGCCAGAAGGGAUGCUACGCCUGCUCCGUGGUGGUGGACGGUGACACCAAGCACUGCGUGAUCUACAAAACGGCGACCGGCUACGGGUUCGCUGAACCCUACAACCUCUACGCCUCCCUCAAGGACCUGGUCUUGCACUACAAGCACACAUCCCUGGUGCAGCACAAUGACUCCCUGAAUGUCACGCUGGCUCACCCGGUCCUUUCCCAGCCACCAGCCAGAUGAGCAGCCCGUGCACAACACAACAGCUGCCUUCAGCUUCUCCCCAGGGCGCUGCUUUCUGGCUCUGGACUCUUGCACCCUGUAUAGUUGAGUCUCUGUGCUCCUGCCCCUCCAGAGCCUCUGAGAUGUCUGUGACCGUACCUGGUGUCCCUUUUGGUCAGUAACUGAAACCCAUGUUGGCUGAUGGGACAAAAAGGCUGGGCUGUUGACUCCCAGUGGGCCCCAGUCUCUAGGAGGUGGGAUCCAGUUGUGAUUGAAUUGCUGUGGGUGAGCACAGCCCCCUCCCCUUCCCCGAUAAGCAGGUCAGAUCCCCUUCUUGCUGGCAGGUUGCCCCGCUACGCAUCACUUUAGAGCUAGGUUCCCAAUUCCUCGGUGCGCUACGGCGUCGGUCACCGCCCCAGCCGAGCAGCCGCAAGCACUGCUCUGAGCGAGGGGCUCCCUGCCCAGAUGCCGGAGGAGGCAGAGGAGGAGGCUCUGCUGAGCGGUUGAGCAUGUGCAUCCUCCACUCUCGCUUCCCUCGGUGAUCUUGCAGGCUGCCAUGGCGUCUGGUACGAGGGGUGCUGCUCUUCCGUGCAGAGACUCAUUUAAAAAG
Molecule: messenger RNA, 2241 nt
Organism: Fulmarus glacialis (Northern fulmar)
Lineage: Eukaryota; Metazoa; Chordata; Aves; Procellariiformes; Procellariidae
Gene: PIK3R2
Product: phosphoinositide-3-kinase, regulatory subunit 2 (beta)
Biological process (GO): insulin receptor signaling pathway; phosphatidylinositol phosphate biosynthetic process
Cellular component (GO): phosphatidylinositol 3-kinase complex
Molecular function (GO): 1-phosphatidylinositol-3-kinase regulator activity
Source: RefSeq, a predicted model, not a curated record